This is a messenger RNA of Macadamia integrifolia, 1460 nucleotides long. RefSeq names its product probable pectin methylesterase CGR2. The transcript has 7 exons. The record is from RefSeq and is a predicted model, not a curated record. Gene Ontology annotation, biological process: pectin metabolic process. Bases 312 to 1097 code for a protein of 261 amino acids. Lineage: Eukaryota; Viridiplantae; Streptophyta; Magnoliopsida; Proteales; Proteaceae. Gene Ontology annotation, molecular function: methyltransferase activity.
AAAAAAUAAAAAACGAAAUAACAAGAAAACAAUAACGGCGACAGGGAGGAGGGGGAUCACUCUACUUUUAGGAGUCUCCAUCUCGUCCUUAAUACUUUCCUCUGGACUCUGAAGAGCUAAGAAUAGUAGUGGAAUACAUUCCGGAAACAGAUCCACCAGAUCCUGCUACUCGCAAUUCCUCCCACGUUCUUAAUCGGCUUCUUCUUCUCUUCUUCUUCUUCUUCUUCUUCUUCUUCUUUUUCAUCAUCAUCAUCAUCGUCAUCAUCACAUCUUAAAGACUUGUUGAUUAGCCACUACUUCGACCAGCAGCCAUGUCCAGAAGGCCAGUAAAUCCUGCCAGACGUCCUGCAGAUGGCGGCAUUCCAUUUGCGAGCGCAUUGCAUCAGAAAUCACGCGCUUCACCUUUGCUAUCAAUUGGGCUUGUACUUGUGGGCGGCUUCCUUCUUAUUGCCUAUUCUUAUAGUGGUUCAGGUGGACUUGGUGGAGAUAGAGAAGCUCUUAGCAAGGUUGAAGGUGAUCUUUCAUCUACGUCAGAAGUUCAGAGAGCCUUACCUUUCCUGAAGAAAGCAUAUGGUGAAGCCAUGCGUAAAGUUUUGCACGUAGGCCCUGACACUUGUUCAGUGGUCUAUAAAUUGAUAAAAGAAGAGGAUUCAGAAGCCUGGGGUGUGGAACCAUAUGACAUGGAAGAUGCUGAUGCUACCUGCAAGAGUCUUGUGCGCAAGGGCAUUGUGCGUGUGGCUGAUCUUAAGUUUCCUCUACCCUACAGUGCAAAGUCCUUCUCACUUGUUAUUGUGUCAGAUGCUCUGGAUUACUUGUCUCCAAAGUACCUCAACAAAACUCUUCCAGAACUGGCAAGGGUAUCCAUGGAUGGUCUUGUUAUUUUUACCGGUUAUCCAGGUCAGCAGAGAGCCAAAGUUGCUGAGCUAUCCAAAUUUGGAAGACCAGCCAAGUUGCGGAGCUCUUCUUGGUGGAUACGGUAUUUUCUUCAAACAGGCUUGGAAGAAAAUGAAGCUGCCACCAAGAAGUUUGAGCAGGUUGCAAUCAGAAAGUCCUACAAGCCAAGCUGUCAAGUUUUUCAUCUCAAUGCAUACCAUUGAAACUGCAGCAUGAUAUCUUCGAUGUUCAUGGAGGUUUUCAGUACGACAAGGCAGGAGUGUCUUCAACAUUCUCAUCCGAAAUACAUCUUCCUGAUGGGUAAAUUAUGUUCUCUGGAUGCGAUAAGUUCUGAUCACUUAUUAUUAUGUUGUGUUCCAACCAGUAGAUAGUAGAUAUUUAUUGAUUAAUAUUUUCAUUUUGGGGGGGGGGGGGGUGUGGUUAGCUUGAUUUUUGUUAGGAUUUUCUCUUCUGAAUUUUGUUGCAACUGCAAGACAGUUUCUUUGACAAAUUCACUCAAUGUUAUGAUCUUGACAAGACUGUCGCCAUUUAACCAAGAAAUGAAAUGCCGAUCGAAAUUAGCUGUA